CUUCACGCGGCUGUUUGGGGAGUGAGUGGUUUCCAUAUUCGCAGCGCGAGGCGGACGGAACAACAAUAUGGAGCCGGAGAUGGAGGACAAGACGCUGGAGUUAAUGUGCUCUUUGCCUCGCUCUCUCUGGCUGGGUUGUUCCUCGGUAGCAGAGAGCCUGUGCGCUCUCAGGUGCCUGCAGAGCCUCCCCACCUCCCGGGCCCACAACCAGAACUUGACAGUAAUGGAGUCACAGAAUCUGACUGAUGACCUCUCGCCAAAGAAGACCACUGUGUUUAAGCUUAGUAAUGGUUCUCUGUCGAGGAAACGUCCGUCUCGGGUGAGCUUUGAGAAGGAGAAGGAGAUGUGUAUCCAGAUGUUCGAGCAGUGGUCAGAAGCUGACCAGGUGGAAUUUGUGGAGCACCUAAUCUCACGCAUGUGCCACUACCAGCACGGCCACAUCAACUCUUACCUCAAACCCAUGCUGCAGAGAGACUUCAUCACUGCACUGCCAGCCCAGGGCCUGGACCACAUAGCAGAGAACAUCCUGUCGUUCCUGGAUGCUCGUUCUCUGUGCUCGGCAGAGCUUGUCUGUCGGGAGUGGCAGAGGGUGAUUUCAGAGGGAAUGCUUUGGAAGAAGCUUAUAGAGAGGAUGGUCCGCACUGAUCCACUGUGGAAAGGCCUGUCUGAAAGACAUCAGUGGGAGAAGUACUUGUUUAAAAACCGCACAAACGAAGUCCCACCUAACUCGUAUUAUCACUCCCUCUAUCCCAAAAUCAUACAGGACAUUGAGACAAUUGAGGCAAACUGGCGCUGUGGCAGACACAACUUGCAGAGAAUCCAGUGCAGAUCAGAGAACAGCAAGGGGGUCUACUGCCUCCAGUACGACGAUGAUAAGAUCAUCAGUGGUCUCCGGGACAACUCCAUAAAGAUCUGGGAUAAGCACAGUUUGGAAUGUUUAAAGAUUCUGACGGGUCACACCGGUUCAGUUCUAUGUCUGCAGUAUGAUGACCGAGUCAUAGUGACCGGCUCCUCAGACUCCACUGUCAGGGUGUGGGAUGCGAGUUCUGGUGAGGUUCUGAAUACUCUGAUCCACCAUAAUGAGGCAGUACUGCACCUGCGUUUCUGUAAUGGACUGAUGGUGACGUGUUCUAAGGACCGCUCCAUCGCCGUGUGGGACAUGGCGUCUGCGACUGAUAUCAGCCUCCGCCGCGUUCUCGUUGGGCACCGGGCCGCUGUGAAUGUUGUCGACUUUGAUGACAAGUAUAUCGUCUCAGCAUCAGGAGACAGAACUAUAAAAGUGUGGAGCACCAGUACAUGUGAGUUUGUGCGGACACUAAACGGUCAUAAGCGAGGUAUCGCCUGCCUCCAGUACAGAGACAGACUGGUGGUCAGUGGAUCCUCAGACAACACUAUACGGUUGUGGGAUAUCGAGUGUGGUGCAUGUCUGCGUGUGUUGGAGGGACAUGAGGAGCUUGUUCGCUGCAUUCGUUUUGACAACAAAAGGAUUGUCAGUGGAGCAUACGAUGGGAAGAUUAAAGUGUGGGACCUGCAGGCCGCUUUGGACCCUCGAGCUCCUGCCAGCACUCUGUGCCUGCGCACACUAGUGGAGCAUUCUGGGCGUGUGUUCCGUCUGCAGUUUGAUGAGUUCCAGAUCAUCAGCAGUUCCCAUGAUGACACCAUCCUUAUAUGGGACUUCCUGAAUGUCUCUGCUAACGGGCAGUCAGAGGGACGAUCGCCCUCUCGCACCUACACGUAUAUCUCCAGAUAGCAGGUGCCUCUAAUGUGUGCCAGUGUGUCCUGGGAAAGCUGAGAGCUGAUUGGCUGUUGGCUGUGUCUGUCACAGAAAGGUGUCCAGGGAAGCACCUCCUCCUUUUCAUCUCUCAAAACUUCUCCAGAUGAUAACCUUCUCCAGUAACACUCCACAAGUUUAGCCUCAAAACACACACAUACACACACACAAACACACACGCGCACACACACACACGUACACACUCAAAUGAGCCAAAAUAGACAGUGACUCUAUCUCUCUUUCUUUCGCUAUCUCUCUCUCUCUCUCUCUCUCUCUCUCUCUCACACAAACAGACAAAAGUAGCACAGUUUCGCUCUAUAGUAUUGCAUUAAUUCUGUAUUCACACUCAGAAUGAAGUUUAUAAGCUUGAAUCAGUAUCUAUUGCCACAGUAUUGCUCAGAAACUCUUAGAAUGUAAGAUUAGGAAGAAACUUAAUCUCAAACUCUUCACUAACCACAAUUUAUGUACACACAAAAUACUCUGCCGAAAGACGCUUUACUCUCCCGCCUCCAUUCCGGAAGUGCUGGAUGCACGUGCUGAUAAACGAGGGUUGAAUUUACUGCAGCGUUAGAGAAAGAGACUCUUGACAGAUCUGCAGAGGAGGACGAGGUGAACGGUCUAAAUGGACAAGCCUGGAGGAGGGAAGAUGCACAAGGGUGCCCCCUGUCCCUCACUCUCUCCCUCUGAUACCCGGGCUUCUCUUCAGGACCAGGGAAACUUUCUCUCUAGUAUUUAGGCUAUGGAGAACGACAGCUCUGAACUGGCAGAACUGAGUUUGAUAUCUCUGUGUCGUCUCUCCUUGUCCUGUUCUCGUCUCAUGGGUGAGACCAGCGUUGUGCAUGUGAGACAGUUUGGAGUCCUGAUCUCCUCUAAAGCAGCUUCUCCUGUUUCUCUGGAUGAUCUCUUCAUCCUUUUUCUUUCAUAAUUUUUUUAUUAUUAUUUUUUAUUAUUUAAUUGAACUUGUCAUUUUCAUUAUUGUAUGCUUGCGUUAGGCCAGUGGUCCUUAGCCCUGGUCCUGGGAGUCCACUGUUCUGCACAUUUUGUGUGUUUCCUGCUUCGAUGCGCCAGUUGUGACCUGUUAAUGAUUUAGGUCAGGUGUUCUGAGGGCAGGGAAAGCACUGGUGUGUAUUGGGCCUUUAGGACCUGGGUUGGGGACAACUGCAUUAGACAUUGUAGGACCCCCCUCCCCUUAAUCACAUCUCUCUCUAUUUCUCUCUCCUCUCUUAUCUCACAUAUCUCUGGAAAAAUUAAGAGACCACUUCAGUUUCUGAAUCAGUUUUUUUUUUUCAUUUUGCUAUUUAUAGGUAUAUGUUUGAGUAAAAUUACCAUUGUUGUUUAAUUGUAUGAACUAUGGACACCAUUUCUCCCAAAUUCCAAAUAUAAAUAUUGUCAUUUUACAGCAUUUAUUGGCCGAAAUGUCUGAAAUAACAAAAAAGAUGCAGAGCUUUCAGACCUCAAAUAAAGCAAAGAAAACAAGUUCAUAUUCAUAAAGUUUUAAGAGUUCAGAAAUCAAUAUUUGGUGGAAUAAUCCUGGUUUUUAAUCACAGUUUUCAUGCAUCUUUGCUUGUUCUUCUCCACCAAUCUUAUACACUGCUUUUGGAUAACUUUAUGCCACUCCUGGUGCAAAGAUCCAAGCAGUUCUGCUUGGUUUAAUGGUUUGUGACCAUCCAUCUUCCUCUAUUAUAUUCCAGAGGUUUUUAAUUUGGUAAAAUCAAAUAAAAACAUCAUCAUUAAGUGGUCUCUUACUUUUUUUCCCCAGAGCUGUAUUUUUCUCUCACAUCUCUCUUUGUUUCUCUUGCUCACUCUCUCUUUUCUUUUAAUCCUUUACCCUUUUUUCUCUUUUUUUCUUUCUCGCUUUCACUCACUCAUUCUGUGCUGUUCACUCAGUUUUUACUUUUUUUUUCCCCACUCACAAUCUCUUUUUACUAUUUCACUUGCUCUCAUUCACUCUUCUGUUUGUUUGUUCCCUUUUUCAAAUUCAUUUACUCUUCCACUUGCUCUUAUUUUUUUUUUUUUUUUUGCUCAAGGUCUCUCUAUUUUUUAUUGGCAUUUCUGUUCAUUUUCUUACGCUCCACUCACUUUCGCUCAGUUUGUCUCACUUUAAGUCCCACUUUUUCUUUCACUCUUUCACUUAGUUUCUUUUUUCAUUUCUCUCUCUUUCUCUCUUUUUUUCUCUUUCUCUCACUUUCUGAUCAGUCUCUGGUUCUCUCUGCCUGCUUGUUGUAUGAGGGCUGAUUGUAGUUGUAAACAGAACUGUCUUGUCACAAAUUGUAUGUAUGUGUUGUAUAUUUUUUUUAAAAAGAAAAAAUACAUUUAUUGUGAAUAAAGUAUGGCGAUGUUUUGACAAUGUA
Messenger RNA from Astyanax mexicanus (Mexican tetra), 4122 nucleotides. RefSeq names its product F-box and WD repeat domain containing 11a (gene fbxw11a). Bases 68 to 1750 code for a protein of 560 amino acids. Lineage: Eukaryota; Metazoa; Chordata; Actinopteri; Characiformes; Acestrorhamphidae. The transcript has 14 exons. Gene Ontology annotation, molecular function: protein dimerization activity. The record is from RefSeq and is a predicted model, not a curated record.